Molecule: messenger RNA, 777 nt
Organism: Coffea eugenioides
Lineage: Eukaryota; Viridiplantae; Streptophyta; Magnoliopsida; Gentianales; Rubiaceae
Exons: 2
Coding region: 1-777 (258 amino acids)
Source: RefSeq, a predicted model, not a curated record
AUGGAGAAGAGUAACAAAGGAGUCCAAGAGAAUGAAGGAGGCACUUCUGAACCUCUUCUACCCACCCCGCCCUCGCAUUUGCGACUAGCAACUGAAGCUGAACUAGCAAGCCACCAGCAGGAGUCCAGAGGUAGGGUAUUCACCCCUAAUUUACCUAGGUUGAAGUUGUCAAUGUUCUCGGCUGGGAACCCCAGGGAAUGGCUUAGGAAAUGUCACAAAUACUUUUUGAACUUCCAGAUACUUGCUUGCCAAAAAGUAGACUUAGUAGAAAUGUUCUUAGACGGCAAAGCUGAUAACUGGUUCCAAGGGGUGAAACUAGCUAAACCUGGACUGAAUUGGGAGGAAUUUAGCGAGUUGCUAUGUGAGAGAUUCUCGGGAAAAGGAUCGCUCGACAUAGUAGAGGAAUUUAACAAACUACAGCAAAUAGGGACAGUGCAGGAAUAUGAGGAAAAAUUUGAAGAACUAAAAACUUUGAUGCUGACCAAGAACCCCAAACUGGAUGAAUCCUAUUUCGUCUCCAGUUUUAUCAGUGGAUUGAAGGAGGAGGUCAAGCCCAUGGUGAAGAUGUUCAAACCACAGACAUUGUCUAAAGCAUUUGAAGUAGCAGAAUUGCAAGAGUUGCCUGCAAUAACUCUCAAUGUCAGGAAGUCUGAAGCUAUACACAAGGAGGUUGGAAGGCUCUCAGCAGAAGAACAGCAGUACAAACGCAAAAUAACCUGUGCUAUAAGUGUGGAGAGAAGUUUGGGAUGGGGCAUCAGUGUAGGACAAAAGAUCUGA